This is a messenger RNA of Olea europaea var. sylvestris, 1300 nucleotides long. Its product is annotated as probable microtubule-binding protein TANGLED. NCBI's taxonomy places the organism in Eukaryota, Viridiplantae, Streptophyta, Magnoliopsida, Lamiales, Oleaceae. Gene Ontology annotation, biological process: regulation of phragmoplast microtubule organization. The record is from RefSeq and is a predicted model, not a curated record. Gene Ontology annotation, molecular function: microtubule binding. The coding region runs from base 110 to 1147 and encodes 345 amino acids. The transcript is spliced from 4 exons.
ACUCAGUUUAAGGAACUGCUCUUUCUGUGCUUUUGUGUGUGGGGUGUGUGUGUGUGAGAGAGAGAACCUACAUUUCGAUUCCUUCUGUAGUUGUGCAAAAGGGCAGAAAAUGGUUGCAAGAACCCCACCAAAGCAGCUGAUGAAAGUGGUGGUGCCGCCCUCUCUCAACCCCAUUCUUCUCAGAGAAACUGUUAAUAAGGUGGAGAAAUGUAUGGCUCGAUUACAAGAGCUGCAGCACACAGUUAAAGUUGGGACGAAAAUGAUAUCUCUUAGUCCUCGCAGUACCAGAGGGUCCAUCAGGAUGAAGAAUGUUAAUUCUCGAAGAUCUCCCACGGGAAAAUUGCCAGCUAAUGCAGACGAAUGGCGGGUAAUGUCAUUGCCAGCAAUGCUUUUAGGAGAAACAAUGGGAGAAAUUCUACAAGCAAGUGAAUUUGCAAGAAAUAUAGUGGAAGCAGUAUCUUCCAAGACAAAGAAACCAGCCAAUGACGACCCCAAAACCCCAGUCACAGAAAGGAGACGAAACCGAAGGCUGGAAAACCCAGAAAACAGCCAACUCGAAGCACGAAGAAAGCGAGAAAAACAAGUGGCAUUACAAACAAUACGAUCAGAAUCCGAUAAGCCAUCUCUCCAACGAGCUAAAUCCCGAAUAAACUUCAAGGUGUCUCCCACACAAACAAGAGAGUGUGACAAAGAAAAUUGCAGAUAUAUUGCCAAUAGAGUGUCCCCAAGGAAUAGACCAUGGGCUAGAAAGACGGUAUUAUUUCCCAAUCCACUGUUUCAUUCAUCACCAACAUCGCAGCAUCAAAAAUUUUGCAAGACUAAGUCACCAGUCAUUGCAAGUAAUAAACAAGUUCCGCACAAGUUUUUGAUCAAGUCCCCCCCGCCUUCUGCACCAAAGUUUCAAGUGAAAAUUAGGCUUUCUAUUUCUCCUACACGAGCAGCAACAAAUAUGGGGAAAAAUUCACCGAAGGUGUCGGCUACAGCAAAGCUUCGAAGGUCAUUUUCGCCAUCAAGAAUUGCAAACAGGUUAGUGUCGCCGUUGAAGAGCAGAAAAUCUGUACAAAAGAAUGAUGCGAUGAAGGCAAUGAGUGGCCUGAAACAGCGUCCAAUUUCAACGCCAAUGCGAUUCUCGUCUAGGAGAAUGUGAAAGAAUGUUUGUGUUUAUGCUUCUGUUUUAAGAUUGAAAUAUUCUUUCUGCAAUAGGUAAUUUCCUCAAUGUCUAUAGUGAAUUGUAAUCUUUGCUUGAUAAACGAGAUCUGCUUCUCUCCCCUCUAUCCUAAGAUUUGCUUCAGUUUUUCGA